Molecule: messenger RNA, 1435 nt
Organism: Cuscuta campestris
Lineage: Eukaryota; Viridiplantae; Streptophyta; Magnoliopsida; Solanales; Convolvulaceae
Source: the annotation of a GenBank genome assembly
AUAGAAUUCUUCGUCAUUCCUCAAUCCAGCCAUUCUCUCACAAAACUAAACCCUAACACACUUCUCAAUCUCUCGUGCUACUGGCCAAAAAACCCAACACCAACGAAAGACUGCAAAUAAUGGUCUACUUGGGCAUAAUUACCUCAUCUGAGGCUUGCUGAUCUGUUCCACUGCCCUUUCGUGUCGAUUGUCCCCAUUUAGUAGGAAUUUUUUGUAAAAAGGAAGAAAAGCAUAAUUUAGGUCCCCCAUUUGUGUAAUUUGUAAACAAUGCUGCAUUUUAUAUUUUUAUCUGUGUAUUAUAACUGAAAUCAUUUGACCUGAAUUGAAUUCUUCCACCCAUUAAAUCUUCUUUCCACUUGAUUGGCCUGCUAUACAUAACUGCAGAGUUUUUGGGGAUUCUAAUUUUGCUUUAUUUAUAUAUUCAAAAGGCUUUUGACGUCUUUACCUUUAAUUGCUUGAUUGCCUGGAAUCCAAGAAGUUCACAUUUCUGUAAGAUGGAGAGCUUGGCACACCUUGAAGCAUUGUGCGAGAGGCUCUACAACUCACAAGAUUCAGCUGAACGAGCACAUGCAGAGAAUACUCUCAAAUGCUUCUCAAUAAACAGUAGCUACAUCUCACAGUGCCAAUACAUUUUAGACAAUGCAUCAACACCUUAUGCGUUAAUGAUGGCUAGUUCAAGCUUGUUGAAGCAAGUGACAGAUCAGCAUCUAUCUUUGCAGCUUCGGCUUGAUAUUCGAAACUAUAUCAUAAAGUACCUGGCCACAAGAGGACCUGGUUUGGAGUCUUUUGUAACUGCUUCUCUAAUCCAACUGUUUUGCCGGGUUACAAAGUAUGGGUGGUUUGAAGAAGACAGUUUCAGGGAUGUGGUUAAGGAAUCAACAGUCUUUUUGAAUCAGACACCAUUGCAUUAUGCUAUUGGUUUGAAGAUAUUGAAUCAACUGGUUUCUGAGAUGAAUCAGCCAAGUCCUGGGUUGCCGUCAACACAACAUCGAAGGGUGGCUUGCUCCUUCAGAGACCAGUCACUUCUUCAAAUAUUUCAAAUAUCCCUUACUUCAUUGUGUCAACUGAAGAAUGAUGCUGGUGGCAAGUUACAAGGACUGGCCAUUUCACUUUCCCUCAGGUGUUUAUGUUUUGAUUUUAUGGGAACUACAGUUGAUGAAAGUUCAGAAGAUUUUAGCAAUAUUCCGUUGCCGCUUGCAUGGAAACAAGUCAUCGAGGACCCCUCAACCGUACAAAUAUUCUUUGAGUACUACGGAAUCAAUGAAUCGAACCUGUCAAAGGAGGUGAAAACUUAUGUAUUUCUGAUAUUUUUUCAAGCGGGUCUUGCACUAAGGGUGGUUGCUUCAUAGGUUUAGACUUGAUGAUGCUCCGGAAAGAGGCUUUGGUUUCUCCCUUGUUCAUUUGUUUGCUUCUUUACUAAAUUCCACUCCCCAUG